Messenger RNA from Mizuhopecten yessoensis (Yesso scallop), 1836 nucleotides. Its product is annotated as UDP-xylose and UDP-N-acetylglucosamine transporter-like. The coding region runs from base 500 to 1291 and encodes 263 amino acids. Gene Ontology annotation, molecular function: UDP-xylose transmembrane transporter activity; UDP-N-acetylglucosamine transmembrane transporter activity. The record is from RefSeq and is a predicted model, not a curated record. The transcript has 9 exons. Lineage: Eukaryota; Metazoa; Mollusca; Bivalvia; Pectinida; Pectinidae. Gene Ontology annotation, biological process: transmembrane transport. Gene Ontology annotation, cellular component: Golgi membrane; endoplasmic reticulum membrane.
GUAAGUACACGUUUAUAUAACAUACCAAAGCUUGAUAUGUUAACUGAAGCAGGAAGUAUGUAAAAGGAGUCUAUCUUUGUGUCAGUUUAAUACAAGGUGGUAGGAUGUCUCACUAAAAGAGGGAAGUGAAGAUAAUCUCUGUCAAUUCAAGGUAGAAAUGUGCUAUUUGUCUCAGAUUUCAUGCAGAUGUUUAUGCUUGUACAUUGUAAUGCACUAUUGUACAGUAUCACCUGCUAUUAAUUAGCACAACCAACUUCUUUUGGAUGGUCAAUAUGUUACAAAAAUCUUGACACAAUGUCUAUAGAUACAGACAAAGACCUGGUGACAGGACCAUUUCUAAUUUAACAAUAAGAAAUAUCACUCAGUGAAAUACUUGUAUUUGAGUUAUAUUUGUCGGUGACACUCCUGGGGAUCUAGGAUUCUGAAGAUGCUGUCACAAGUUGGUUGGAAGGUGCUGUAUGACUUGUAAUUAGUGUGCUGUAACAAGCAAUACAUUUACAUGGUCUCAUUCUUCUUUGUGGUCCAAGUGCUCAACAACUAUGCCUUCAGCUUUAAUAUUUCUAUGCCUCUCCAAAUGAUCUUCAGAGCAGGUUCUCUGAUAGCUUCUCUCAGUCUGGGAGUGUUACUGAAGGGAAGAAAGUAUACCAGAGGGAAAUAUGUCUCCGUGGUACUCAUCACUCUUGGUAUCAUAGGGUGUACAAUUGCUUCGUCUCAAGUCAAACAAUCCAUGCCAUCGGAAAAUGGUGGUGGAGACUUGAUCGGCUACACUAUGUGGACAGCAGGACUUUGCUUGCUGACUCUUGCCCUGUUCCUGUCUGCUGGCAUGGGCCUUUUCCAGGAGACUGUGUAUACCAAGUAUGGCAAGCAUCCUCGGGAGGCACUCUUCUUCAACCAUGCUCUUCCCCUGCCAGGUUUCCUGCUACUGAUGAAUGACAUACAAGACCAUGCCACACUCUUCAGUCAAACAGAACCCUUGGAGCUGUUGUCGGGUAUUGCUGUUCCCCGCAUGUGGUUUUUCCUGGCUGCUAAUGUUUUAACACAAUAUGUAUGCAUCCGGUCAGUAUUUGUCCUGACAACAGAGUGUAAAGCUUUGACCGUCACACUGGUGGUAACACUACGCAAGUUUGUUAGCCUCAUGUUCUCUAUAUGGUACUUUGAGAACGAGUUCACACCGACUCACUGGAUGGGGUCCAUGUGUGUAUUCGUAGGAACGCUCAUGUUCACAGAGAUCAUCCCACUGCCGGCCGUCCUGGCAGGACAGCCUCUCUCUGAGGAAGACAAGAAGAAAUAAUGCUCAGCGAUCUCAGGAUUUUUUAUUUUGUCUAGUUGGAAUUAUUAAACUGCUUUUAGUUUGCAUUUGAAAGGAAUUUAAAUGCCACCUGGAUUACAGAAAAACAGCCAGAAGCAUGUUAUUGCUUACAUAGUUUGUCCAUGUAAUUCCUAAUAAAUGCCAGCUGAAAGCAGUGAACUAUUUAUAUUUAAGUUCAACCUUUAACCCUUGGGAUGUUACAGUCGUAUCUCGAGGUUGAUUGUCUGAUCAGCUGACAGGUCUCGGGUAUUUGACAUUAUGCAGUAGUUCUUUAUUUAGCAUCAAUACAAUCAAUAUUUAAAUUACAUCUUAUUUAAAGUUCAUAAAUGUUUUCAGGAUUUUCUAACAUUCAUCUAAAAUUAUCUCAAAAUGUUUUGCUAAGUUAUAUCUGCAAGAAUGGUUUAUGAAUAAUUAUAUCUUUGUUGAGAGUUAGUCUGCCGGUACUUCUAUUUCAAAGUCAUAUUUAUAUAGAUUUGUUUAUAAUAUAUAUAUGAUGACUUUCCACCCAAAGAUUUUUAAAAUACCUC